This is a messenger RNA of Spea bombifrons (plains spadefoot toad), 4362 nucleotides long. It is a transcript of the gene TTBK1, whose product is annotated as tau tubulin kinase 1. Gene Ontology annotation, cellular component: cytoplasm; nucleus. Lineage: Eukaryota; Metazoa; Chordata; Amphibia; Anura; Pelobatidae. The transcript is spliced from 15 exons. Gene Ontology annotation, molecular function: ATP binding; protein serine/threonine kinase activity. The record is from RefSeq and is a predicted model, not a curated record. Gene Ontology annotation, biological process: signal transduction; peptidyl-serine phosphorylation; peptidyl-tyrosine phosphorylation. The coding region runs from base 192 to 4040 and encodes 1282 amino acids.
CGGAUCCUCUGCAGCACCAGGGACAGCUCCGAGGGGAGGACACGGGCAGAAACCCGGGCCAGGGGCCACACCGACCCCCUGACCCUGCCCAGCGGCACCGGGAGCGAUGACACGGGCCCCGGGGAGCCCGGAGCCGAGCGGUCAAUGUCUCUUUUAGGUCGGGGGCCGGCCGGAUCCUGUCUGGGUGGCCCAUGCAGUGUAUAGCUGCGGUCAUCAGGGACGAAGGAAACAUGAGCGGGGGCGCAGAGCAGGCCGACAUCCUGCCCGUCAGCUACGUGGUCAAGGACCGCUGGAAAGUGCUGAAGAAGAUCGGAGGCGGGGGGUUCGGGGAGAUCUACGAGGCGAUGGAUCUGCUGACGCGGGAGAACGUCGCCCUGAAAGUAGAAUCCGCUCAGCAGCCGAAACAAGUCCUGAAAAUGGAGGUGGCCGUGCUGAAGAAACUGCAAGGGAAGGACCAUGUCUGUCGGUUCAUCGGCUGUGGAAGAAAUGAGAAGUUUAAUUACGUGGUCAUGCAGCUCCAGGGUCGAAACCUGGCAGAUCUCCGGCGAAGCCAACCAAGGGGCACUUUCACAAUGAGCACCACCCUGCGUCUUGGCAAACAGAUCCUGGAAUCCAUUGAAUCCAUUCACUCCGUGGGCUUUCUGCACCGGGAUAUCAAGCCGUCUAACUUUGCCAUGGGGCGCCUGCCCUCUACAUACCGGAAAUGCUACAUGUUGGACUUUGGCCUGGCCCGGCAGUACACCAACACCACCGGAGAGGUCCGGCCGCCUCGCAAUGUCGCUGGUUUUCGGGGCACCGUCCGCUAUGCAUCGGUGAACGCGCACAAGAACAGGGAAAUGGGGCGACACGAUGACCUGUGGUCUCUUUUCUACAUGUUAGUUGAAUUUGCUGUUGGACAACUGCCCUGGAGAAAGAUCAAAGAUAAGGAACAGGUUGGGAUGAUUAAGGAGAAAUAUGACCAUCGCAUGCUCCUGAAACACAUGCCUUCGGAGUUCCACCUCUUCCUGGAGCACAUAUCCACUCUGGACUACUUCACAAAGCCAGAUUACCAGAUGAUCAUGUCGGUAUUUGAGAGCAGCAUGAAGGAACGAGGGAUCACAGAGAAUGAGGCCUUUGACUGGGAGAAAGGAGGGACAGACAUCUUGCUGUCCACCAGCACAUCCACCCCGCCGCAGCAGAACACCCGGCAAACGGCCGCCAUGUUUGGGGUGGUUAACGUGACCCCGGUGCCCGGUGACCUGUUGCGGGAGAAUACUGAAGAUGUCCUGCAGGGGGAGCAUCUGAGUGACCAGGAGAAUGCCCCUCCGGUGCUCCCAGGCCGACCAGCUGAUCUCACCGGCCAAGUGCCCAACGCGGGAUUUAAUGACACAGAAAUAUGGGAGGAAACAGAUGUGAAUCGUAACAAGCUCAGGAUCAGCAUUAGCAAGACACAGUGCCUGAUGGAGGAGGAUCACAGUCGCGGAGGGUGUCCCAGCUCCCCGGUCCGGGCUCCUCCAGAGUCCCCCACAACCCAGGCUCGUUCCUUGCGCUACCGGCGCGUCAACAGCCCAGAGUCUGAUCGCCUGUCAACCGCAGACAGACCGGAAUUGCCAGAAAGGAGGUCCCGGAUUGACCUCCCUGCCUCCCCGUCUCGCCAGGCCUGCUCCUCACAGCCGGCUCAGAUGUUGUCCAUUGAGACGGGACCAGCUGACCGCCAAGCCAGCGGUCGCAUGGAGGUUUCUGCUUCAGUGGAACAUGAAGCUUUGAGCAAUGCCUUCCGCUCUGUGCCUCUAGCGGAAGAGGAAGACUUUGAUAGCAAGGAAUGGGUGAUCAUCGACAAGGAAACCGAGCUCAAGGACUUCCAUCCUGGUGCAGAACCCAGCACCUCCGGCACCACAGAUGAGGAGCCUGAGGAGCUGCGACCCCUGGAAGAUGGGGAAGAGAGACGGAGGCCUAGCGGAGCAGAGGCUGCGGUGAGGCCUAAGGUGCAUGAGGCCAGGUCUCGGGCUAUGCAGACUGUAGCUGAAGAGGAGACCUCCUCUAGGAAUGAGGGUCCCGACUGCCGACCGGAUCCUCCUCCUGGAAGCCCCUCGCACUCGCAUUCUACGUCAGCAGCUCGACAGCGGAGACGAGAGUCGGAUCCCAUCGGGCCUCAGAGACCGGUCCUCAGCCUGAAGCAUUUUGAACUGAAUGGGAUGCCCAAGGCGGUGCCUUUAAGCUUGCCUUACCAAGACUUUAAGAAGGACAUAUCCGAUAGCAAGGAAAUGCUGCGCGUCCCGCAUCGGAUAAAGCGGGUGGACUUCUGUAGCUUGGUCCUCCCCGCCAUGCAUGCCCCAGAGCCGCACAUCAUUGUCGGCAGGAAGGCUCCACAGGAGGAGGAGAAGGAUGAAGAGGAAGAAGAGGCAGAGUUUUUGGGGGAGGACAUAGAUCUGCAGAGUGGGUCCAGCAGUGAUGUGAGUCAGAAGAGCACUGAGCACAGUCAGGAAGGAGCUCCCUCCACUCUCCUUGCUGACGAUCAGAAGGAUUCAAGGGGUCGCGCCUCUACGGCAGAGAACGACCUAGAGUUAGAAGAGGGAUCUAAGACAUUAGUGCUCUUCUCACCCGGAGACGUGAAAAAGUCCCCAGUCACCAAUGAGCUGAUGGCAGAGGUCGACCUCGGGACUCUUGCUGCGCUAACGCCUCAAGCAGAGAGGCCUCAGCCGAUGGGCAGCCAACUGGAUGUAUCCGAGCCAGGAACUUUAUCUUCCAUCCUGAAGUCAGAACCAAAACCAGUCGCCCCUGGGGCUGUCUCCUCCUCUCCCUUUACCAAAGUUGAACGCACAUUUAUUCAUAUCGCAGAAAAGACGCACUUGAACGUCAUGUCUUCCACGGGGCAGUUAAUAAGAAUGGAAGAGCAUUAUGGCUCCGGGCAGUUUGAGGAGCCGAUUAUAGAGGAGGAGAUGGAAGACCUUGAGCUGCUAAGAGAGAACGGGAGCAUCAACUCUGCUGUGGAAGUAGGUGAGAUUGACAGCUGCGCCUUGUCGGCCAGCAACGCAGAGCUCUGCACCGAGACUCAGGACCUGAAGGUUGUCAACGGAGCCGGUGAAUCCAAAGGACAGCAAGAUGACGAGAUUGUAGAGGUUGUAGUGACACAGCAUGAAAAGAUUGUGAAUGCCACCGAUCGCCUUAAAGGAUCUGAAGAGGGCACCAGCAAGUGCACAACCCGGCCCCCGGGGACACGCUUUAGAAGUCGUAUCCCUGUGUUUUUAUCAGAAGAGGACACAGGCUCAGACCAGUCUAUGUCACACUCUGCCAAAGAGAGAUUCCAGAAGAGGACAAAGCAACUUGACCUGGCGCGUCUUGUGAUGGAGAAGAGACAGAUCCGUCUACAGAGGUUGGCAUCGGCCGGUUCAUCUUCUGCUUCUUCCAGUGAUGAGAGAAGGAGAGCUUCGGAGACCCUCUCAACCACCGGGUCUGAGGAAGACACAGAUGACUCCACACCCAAGAAGACUGGAAAGGAGAAAGCCAUCUCUGCCAGAAACGUUGACUUACUGUCCAGUUCUAGAAGCAAAAUUCCACGUCCAGUCACUCCUGUAAAAAGUAUCCGCUCUGCAAUUCCACCGGCGUCAACCGGCAGAGGACCUUCAUCUACUUCGAGGUACCACUUCUCGGGAGCUUCUCUUGCUGGAGUUACUGGCCUUUCCCCCGACCUUAAGCCCAAAGCUCUACAUAUGAGGCUCCCUCCGCUGUCAAGUCCAACUCCCGCUCGGAACAACGUGCGAAGGCUCAGCCAUGGACCACCCAAGAGUCCGGUGGCUCCACCACGAACAGUCAGUGCUUCUCCUCGAAGCCAGUCACUUUCCAGAACCGAGAGUCCAUCCCCCUCCAGGCAGCGAAGACCAGCUGCCACCAAUCCACGGGCAAAUCCCUCUCUCAAAAUCCAGUCCCGAGCACAGGUCCCAGGAGAGGGCCCCACCACGCCAGCUGUUGUCAGGAGGGGUCAGAGGUUUAAGGUUCAAGUGCCAAGUCCAGCAACCAAACCACGGCAGGGAGGCAGCGGAGGAGGAGCUGAGGGCAGAUAAUGGAGCCAGCAGAGGAGGUUCUUGGGCUCAGGCCGGACGAUUGUCACGCUUCGCUCAACACACUUUGAGAACAGAUGCCCCAGUGGUGAACAGGGGGCCUAAACUCCUCCUGAGAUUUGUGGGGGCACAGGGGCCAUUAUUCGAUUCCCACAGGCCCAGUUUGGGUGGUGGAAGAUCCCAGAGCUGCAGUUGCUUUCAGCUUUAAGCCAGGGUCACACGAUAAUAGUGAGUCCAGGCCUAGUAUGCAAAAUAAAGGAGCCCAGGUUCUACCACGGGGGCAACUCUGUGCAUUAAAGCACCAACUAUAUACCCCAGGCAGAGG